UACACAUCCUACAACUAUGCCAGCACCAUCAGAAGCUCCUGUCGAGAACAAGCCUAAGCCUUGCUGUGUGUGUAAGGAGGAGAAGCAGAAGAGGGACGAGUGUAUGUUGUUCUCCGAGAAAGGUGAGGAGGACUGUAAGCCUGUGAUCGAGCAGUACAAGGCGUGUAUGGCUGGCUUUGGAUUCAAGAUCUAGAUGGACGUCUCUUUUGCGUAUG
Saitoella complicata NRRL Y-17804 is the source of this 215-nucleotide messenger RNA. RefSeq lists its product as uncharacterized. Gene Ontology annotation, molecular function: copper ion binding; copper chaperone activity. Gene Ontology annotation, biological process: mitochondrial respiratory chain complex IV assembly. The record is from RefSeq and is a predicted model, not a curated record. Bases 17 to 193 code for a protein of 58 amino acids. Lineage: Eukaryota; Fungi; Ascomycota; Saitoellomycetes; Saitoellales; Saitoellaceae. Gene Ontology annotation, cellular component: mitochondrial intermembrane space. The transcript is spliced from 3 exons.